AUGGAGAAACAGGUAUCUGCAAUCAGGGACCGGGCCAUUGCCACCACGGACAUUGGAGAGCGAGCUGCCACGAUCGAAGCUGUCAUCCUGAAGAACAACCAGGCAUUCCAGACGAACGUGCUGAAUCCGAGUGCGACGCCAUUCAAUCCGGCGCCUCAGGAAUACCAUGCACCUGAUACAAUUUCACGCAAUCACCAGGCCUUGGACGCUGCGGCUGCUCCUCCGGCGCAGGAGAGAUACGUCGUUCCGCACCGCCGAUUCGAAGAGCGGUUCAACCCCAACUACAGGGGCAACCCAGGAGACCCUCUAAACCAGUCUGUAGGAAUACCGCUCCAUAUGAGUACCUCCUUAUGGGUAACAGGCCUACCCGGAGAUUGUACGGUGCACGAAUUGCUCGAGCCUAUCCGCAACAUCGGGAAAGUGUAUUUCGUCCACAUCAACCGUCCUUUGGCGACCAUACCGACUUCAGCCGCAAAGAUCGUGAUGUGGACCGUCGAAGGAAAGACAGAUUCAUCGACUUCUCCGCCAGAGGCGCCUUUCAGGUCCGAGAUUAUCAACUAA
Molecule: messenger RNA, 561 nt
Organism: Anthostomella pinea
Lineage: Eukaryota; Fungi; Ascomycota; Sordariomycetes; Xylariales; Xylariaceae
Source: the annotation of a GenBank genome assembly